GUGCAAUGGUUGAAGACACAAGUAUGAAAUUGGAAUGAGAAAUAGUAGAGAAGCAUCCGAUGAUGAAGAAAAUUAAAGACAAUAUGAAGUUAUACUCGAGAGAUUUUCUUUUGAGUAAACUGCCAAAAUGGUCCCUGAGUAAUCAUGGCAGAUGUGGGUGUUGCAGUCCUUGUGAAGGAGGUGGUGCGGAUACUGGGUUCUGUAGCUAACCAAGAGUUUACUCUACUUAGGGGACUCGAAGGCGAUAUUUCGAGUCUCAAGGAUGAUUUCGAGCAGAUCCAAGCUGUUCUUCAAGACGCAGAAGAGAAACGUGUCAAGAAUAACGCUGUAGAGGUGUGGCUUAAGCGUCUCAGAUCUGCAUCCUUGGAGGCUGAAAAUGUGCUAGACGAGAUCUCAACUGAGGCUUUGUUGCAAAGUCUACACAAACAAAGGGGCUUCAAACCCAGGGUAAGAGCCUUCUUCUCCUCCAACCAUAAUAAAUAUAUGACCCGUGUUAGGAUUGCUCACAAGGUUAAAGACAUAAGAAGUAAGCUGGAUGUCAUAAAUUCCGAGAGAUUUAAGUUAGAUUUGACCCCUUCAGCUCCCACAAGUCAUGUUGACGAUACUGAAGUUGUGGGUCAGAUGCUGCCAGAUAGGGAAACAAGCUCGGUUAUACACGAUACUUCAGUUAUCAUGGGAAGAAAUGAAGAAAGGGAUAUGGUAAUAGGAGAUAUAUGUAACAAGGAUAUAGGGAAACAUGAAAAUGGGGAGGUUCGGGUGUACGGUAUAUGGGGUAUGGGAGGUUUGGGAAAGACUACUCUGAUUCAGUUAGUCUAUAACCAUGAAACGGUGAAUCAAUAUUUCGACUUAAAAUGUUGGGUCUAUGUCUCUGAAAACUUCCAAGUUAAGGAUAUAAUGAAAAAAAUUAUCGAAUCAAUAGAUAAAAGUGGGUGUACACUUACACAGCUACAGACGUUGCAAGAGUCCCUGCAAAGCAAAUUAAGGGGGAGGAAAUUUCUAAUUGUACUGGAUGACGUUUGGGCUGAAGAGAAUGAAAAGGCCAAGUGGGAGGAGUUAAGUAAAACAUUAAGUUGUGGAGCUGAAGAAAGUAUUGUAGUGAUGACAACGCGGUUACAAACAACUACUCGAAUGAUGGCUAAGGUUCCCGAGUUACAACAUAAACUAGGAUGUUUAUCGGAAGAGGGCGCGUGGUUGUUAUUUAAGAAGCUUGCUUUUGCACAAGGAAGAGAAGGGGGUGACACAAGUGAGCUAGAGCUUAUUGGAAGGGGGAUUGUUGAGAAAUGUAAAGGGCUGCCUUUGGCGGUGAAGACUUUGGGUAGCUUAAUGUGGUCAAAAAGUAGUACACACUAUUGGCAACAUGUGAAAGACAACAACUUAUGGGAGUUCGAAGAAAUUAAUAUGUUGCCUGCUAUUUUGAAGUUAAGCUAUGAUAACUUGCUUCCACAUUUAAAGAGAUGUUUUGCUUAUUGUUGUUUGUUUCCUAAAGGCUACCCUAUAACAAAGGGUGAACUGACUAUGUUGUGGGUGGCAAACGGUUUUAUCCCAGCCAAAAGAGGAAACAACUUGUAUAGGCUAGGGGAAGAAAUUUUUAAUUGCUUGGUUUGGAGAUCCUUCUUCAGUGUUAAGGCUAACUCCCAGCAUGAUGAAUAUGUAAUGCAUGAUCUAAUGCAUGACAUGGCACGACAUGUGAUGGGAGAUGAUUGUUUAGUCAUAGAGCCCGGUAAGGAGGUUAUAAUCCCAAAUGGGGUCCUUCAUUUGAGCUCAUCAUGUCCAGAUUAUCAAUUUUCACCCCAAGAGUUAGGCAAGUUAACAUCAUUAAGGUCGGUAUUCAUGUUCGGAGAGAUGUAUUAUGACUGUAACAUUGGCCAGAUUUUCAACCACGUGCAACUAAGGGUAUUAUACUUGUGUGGUGUCGACAUGAAUACAUUGCCAGAAUCAGUCUGCAAACUCAAACAUUUAAGAUACUUGAAUUUAUCGCACUCAAGAAUAAAAUUUUUAUGUGAGUCCAUUAUUUAUCUCCAAAACUUGCAAAUGCUUCUUCUGAAAAAAUGUGGGGCAUUGGAGAAGUUGCCUAGAGGCCUCAGAUGCUUGAGGAAUCUUCAACGUUUGGACAUCACUGGCUGUUAUUCUCUCAGUCAUUUGCCACGUGGAAUAAAAGAACUAUCUAGUCUCCGAACACUUUCAUUUUUUCCUCUUCACAAGAGUAUAUUUCCUUUUUUAAACAAAAGUGUGGCCAAAAUAGGGGAAUUGGGGAGUCAAAAUCUUCUUGAGGGGAAGUUAAGUAUACGUGGACUAGCGUUUGUUGGAGGUUUAAGUGAAGCCAAGAGUGCCAAUCUCAAAUGCAAAACAAAUUUGUCAGAUUUGGCGUUAGACUGGUCAGAAAAAGCUUUUCCUAGACGUAAACAACAAAUGUUUACAUAUGAUGAAGAGGUUCUUGAGGGACUAGAACUAAAUCCAUGUCUUAAGGAAUUGAAAAUACAUUAUUACAUGGGAAAGGUUAUUUCUCCAAGUUGGAUGGUCAAUUUAAAUAAAUUGGUUGGAAUUUGUGUUUCUUGGUGUCACAACUGUGAGUGUAUUCCAGCACUUGGGAGAUUACCCAGUCUUAGGAGCAUCACGUUGAGGUACAUGAAUUCUUUAAAGUGUUUCCAUGAUGACAACACAAACAAGUCAGGAGACACAACCAAUAUGUUUCCUUCUUUACAAAAUCUGGACAUUUUUUAUUGUCGGAGUUUGGAAUCCUUACCAAGUAAGCUUCCAAAGCUCAAGGGUUUAUAUUUAGAUGAGUGCGAUGAGUUAGUUUCUCUACCGGAUGAGAUUCAAAGUUUCAAGGAUCUGAAUGAACUUAAGAUAGAGAACUGUAAACAUCUAUUUGAAAGGUAUGAAAAGGAGAAGGGUGUGGAUUGGCCUAAAAUUUCUCACAUUCCCACUAUCCGUAUGGAUCCUCCAAGACGAUGGCAAUAAAGAAGAUGAAGAUAAGAUUGAUGGGAUUAAAGAGACCAACGAAUGAUGGCAAUUAGUGACUUAACUUGAGAAUGGUGUUUAACCUCGUCAUUAUGGUAUUUGCGUCUUGCUCGAUCAUGCCGUGCACAAGAUAACCUCUGGUGUCUAGAUUUUAUAUUUUGGUUUACUUUUGUUGAAUUUACUUAAUUAAAUUUGCGGUUUAAACGCUGGUACAUUUUUGAAGCUGGGUAAUUACACACUAUGUGGUUCCUAGUUAUCUUUGUAAUUUUAUUUUGAAGCUUUCCAAUUAAAUAACGCGUGUGAUUGAUUUA
Helianthus annuus (common sunflower) is the source of this 3272-nucleotide messenger RNA. Its product is annotated as putative disease resistance protein RGA3. The coding region runs from base 145 to 2961 and encodes 938 amino acids. Gene Ontology annotation, biological process: defense response to other organism. Gene Ontology annotation, molecular function: ADP binding. The record is from RefSeq and is a predicted model, not a curated record. Lineage: Eukaryota; Viridiplantae; Streptophyta; Magnoliopsida; Asterales; Asteraceae. The transcript is spliced from 3 exons.